Molecule: messenger RNA, 723 nt
Organism: Chanos chanos (milkfish)
Lineage: Eukaryota; Metazoa; Chordata; Actinopteri; Gonorynchiformes; Chanidae
Gene: urm1
Product: ubiquitin related modifier 1
Exons: 5
Coding region: 1-306 (101 amino acids)
Biological process (GO): tRNA thio-modification
Cellular component (GO): cytoplasm
Source: RefSeq, a predicted model, not a curated record
AUGGCGGCGCCCAUAGCGCUACACCUGGAGUUCGGAGGAGGAGCAGAGCUACUCUUCGACGGAGUCAAGAAUCAUCAUGUGACACUACCCAGCCAAUCAGAACCAUGGGAUAUGAGGCAGCUGUUGGCAUGGAUCCGGGGUAAUAUGCUAAAGGAGCGGCCAGAGCUCUUUGUGCAGGGCGAAUCCGUGAGGCCUGGUAUUCUGGUAUUGAUCAACGACGCAGACUGGGAACUGAUGGGUGAGUUGGAAUACCAGCUCCAAGACCAGGAUAACAUAAUAUUUAUAUCCACUCUGCAUGGGGGCUGACUGGCACCAACACACCACUCCAUGCCAACAUACUGCAUCUUUCUUCUCUGUCUCACAUGAUCUAUUGGCUGUGGCCCUUACUAUCAAAUCUCCAGCACACAAGUCAUCUUGGACUAGCUUAUUUCUCAACCAGUCCAUACAACACACACUGACAUGUUUUGAUCUCGUACUCCAAUGGGAUGUUAUCUAACUGAUGGGAGAUGGAAACAUACUGGUCCAAGCACUGUCCUUAGUACCUGACCACCGUUUGACUAUAUUAUAAUAGGAGGGUGGACUGACUCCAAGGUCAGCCUGUCUAGCCAGCAGCCAGAUGGACCCUCUAGAGACCAACUAGGUGGAUGGCUAGACCCAUUAUAACUGCUCAAAUAUCAUUUAAUUUGUUUGCAUUUGAGACCGUUGUAAAUGUGCUGUGUUAUG